GUCACUCUCGCCCUCUCGGCCCUCUCAGUCCAGACAGUAUCAUCCGCCAUCGUAGCUGGACCCGUCACAGACGCUGGCUGCUUCAACGCUGCUGCCGGUCUUGAGGACAAUGGAACCUUCAACUACCAAUCCAAAGGUCACUGCCAGCAGACAUGUAUCGGCGUUGGCGCUACCGUCAUGGCCAUGACCAACGGCGACGACUGUUGGUGUGGCUCCACCCUGCCAGCAAAGAGCAGUCUGCAGAGCGACGACUCCAAAUGUAGCAAAGCAUGCGUUGGAUAUCCCACUGAUAUUUGCGGUGCUGAUGGUUACUGGAGUGUCUACUACACAACCACCGACACCGACAUCGACUACUUUGGCGGCUCUUCUGGCUCAUCUAGNCUCCUCAAGCUCAUCUCUGCUGCCGCCUCGUCAUCAAGCGCUGCAGCUUCAUCCAUGAUCACAAGCACCACUUCUGCAAGCCCCACCCAGCUCAAGGCUACCGUCAUCACCAGCGUCGCCCCUGGCACGACCGUCAUCAUCACCCAAGUACCCACUUCCCAAGCCUCCAAGUCUGCCGACAACGACCAGGCCAAGAAGGGAGGCUCCAACACUGCUGGAAUUGCUGCCGGUGUCGUUGUUGGCAUAGUUGUCAUUGCUGCACUCUUUGGUGCUGCUUUCUUCUUUGGCGCCGCAAGCAACGUCGCGAGGCAGAAUCCGCAACUCAACGACUACUCAAGCCCCUCGUCCCAAAAACCCAUGAGCUUCAGACCCUCAACAGGACCCGAUUCCCGCAUCGAUCCUGAUGCCAUGGCACAAAGAAGAAUGAGUGAUGGUAGCAUUGCCGACAACGAGGAUUACUCGAGGAGAAUAUUGAAAGUCACCAAUGCU
Aureobasidium uvarum is the source of this 870-nucleotide messenger RNA. The record is from the annotation of a GenBank genome assembly. Lineage: Eukaryota; Fungi; Ascomycota; Dothideomycetes; Dothideales; Saccotheciaceae.